CAGGCUAGGGAAAGUGUAUUUCGUGAAAAAAUAUACUUCUUUAUCAGCUCAGGUAUCAGACAGGUUUCCAAAAGCGUUCGAAACAGCCAGCCAGUGGGAGUUGCCAACGGAGACGUCCGAAUUUCAACCACUAACGCUGGACUUUGGCUGCGAAUACCGGGUGGAGCUGCGUUCAGAACCGUAUCUGUACGGCGACCCGAAGUACCGCAGUAUGGCGACCAUCGAGACGCCGAUGUGCAUAGACGGAUUCUGUAGCUGCCGAUGUAAGACUCGCAGACCAUUAGGCCCUGACAUGUGCCUGACACUCGACCAGUCAGUUUCGAUGACCGCCUGUCCUGUCGGGACGCGGAGGCUCACGCGUCAUAUAGCGUAA
Soboliphyme baturini is the source of this 373-nucleotide messenger RNA. Lineage: Eukaryota; Metazoa; Nematoda; Enoplea; Dioctophymatida; Soboliphymatidae. The record is from the annotation of a GenBank genome assembly.